AUGGUCGUCAUGGGCAAGGAGGAGGAGAAGCAGCAGCAGGAGGUCCAAGAAGAAGCACGAGUCGUCGUCCAGCAGGAGACGACGGCGGAUGAGGAGGCCGAGGCGGCGCUGGUGCACAAGAUCUCCGGCCUGGCCGCCGCCAUCGCGAAGCUGCCGUCGCUGAGCCCGUCGCCGGAGGUGAACGCGCUCUUCACUGACCUCGUGACGGCCUGCAUCCCGCGCAGCACGGUGGACGUGGAGCACCUGGCCCCGGAGCUGCAGCGCAUGCGCGCCUGGAGCACGGCCUGCUGGCGCACCACGUCCCGGGCCCGCGUCGCCUUCGUCGGCUCCGGCCCGCUCCCGCUCAGCUCCCUCGUGCUCGCGGCGCGCCACCUCCCCGCCGCCGCCUUCGACAACUACGACAUCUGCGGGGAUGCCAACGACCGGGCGCGCCGCCUCGUGAGCGCCGACGCCGCGCUCGCCGCGCGCAUGGCGUUCCGCACCUCCGACGUGGCCGACGUCACCAGGGACCUGGCCGGAUACGACGUCGUCUUCCUGGCGGCGCUUGUGGGCAUGGCCGCCGAGGAGAAGGCCCGCGUGGUGGAGCACCUCGGGAAGCACAUGGCCCCCGGCGCCGCGUUGGUGGUGCGGAGCGCGCACGGCGCGCGCGGGUUCCUGUACCCCGUCGUGGACCCCGAGGAGAUCCGCCGGGGUGGCUUCGACGUGCUCGCCGUGCACCACCCGGAGGGGGAGGUGAUCAACUCCGUCAUCAUCGCGCGCAAGCCUGUCCCCGCCGUCGACGCGCACGCCGUCGCUGGGAUGGGGCACGCGCACGCGCACGGCGCCGUGCUCAGCCGGCCCUGCCUCUGCUGCGAGAUGGAGGCCCGAGCGCACCAGAAGAUGGAGGAGGUGGCCGUGGAGCAGCUGCCGUCCUAG
Miscanthus lutarioriparius is the source of this 915-nucleotide messenger RNA. NCBI's taxonomy places the organism in Eukaryota, Viridiplantae, Streptophyta, Magnoliopsida, Poales, Poaceae. The record is from the annotation of a GenBank genome assembly.